AGCCCACCAAGAAAUGAUUUGGUUCCUCCCAUUGUUCCUCCCUAGGCUCAUCUCCCACCCUUGUUUCAGUUCCUUUUGUUGGAGUUUGUAGCCAUAGCUUCCUUGUUCUAAUGCCUGUAAAUCCAUGGACCUUCUUCUUCUCCUUCUUAACCCUCUCUUCUUUUCUUCUGGUUCACUUCCCUGCUCUGGCCUUGAACCAACAAGGCCAGGCUCUUGUUUCAUGGAAGCAGAGCCUCAAUGGCUCCCCUGAGGGGCUGAGCAAUUGGGACCCGAGUGAUGAAACUCCAUGUGGGUGGUUUGGGGUCACCUGCAACUUCAACAACCAAGUUGUGGAGCUGAAUUUGAAGUAUAUUGAUCUUCUGGGUAAGGUGCCUUCGAAUUUCACUUCAUUACUGACGCUAAACAAGCUAGUCUUGUCAGGCACAAACCUCACCGGCUCAAUCCCAAGAGAAAUCUCCACUCUUAAGCAACUGACCUCACUCGACCUCAGCGACAAUGCACUGAGCGGCGAAAUCCCAGUCGAAAUCUGCGAGCUGCCUAAACUACAAGAGCUCUACCUCAGCACGAACCGGCUCGAAGGCUCAAUCCCAGUCCAAAUCGGAAACCUCACAAGCCUCACGUGGUUUGUUGUGUACGACAAUCAGCUCAGCGGCAACAUUCCUAGCACCAUCGGAAAUCUACCCCAAUUGCAAGUAAUCAGAGCCGGAGGGAACAAGAAUCUUGAAGGUGCUCUACCCGAUGAGAUUGGUAACUGCACCAAUCUGGUCAUGUUGGGACUAGCAGAAACCAGCAUUUCCGGGUUCCUACCUCCAAGCCUCGGCAUUCUUAAAAAGCUCGAAACUUUGGCAGUCUACACCACUCUCGUCUCCGGUCCGAUCCCCCCGGAGCUAGGAGACUGCACCGAGCUCCGGGACGUAUACUUGUACGAAAACUCGCUCAGUGGCUCUGUUCCGAGCAAAUUGGGCAACUUGAAGAAUCUCCAGAACCUUCUGCUGUGGCAGAACAGCCUUGUGGGGGUUAUUCCACCGGAGCUAGGCAACUGUCACCAGCUAUUAGUCAUUGACAUCUCUAUGAAUUCCCUCACCGGAAGCAUUCCUCAGUCUUUUGGGAACUUGACGUCGCUUCAGGAGCUUCAGUUGAGUGUGAAUCAAAUCUCCGGCGAGAUCCCGGCGAAGCUAGGAAACUGCAGGCAACUCACUCAUAUCGAGAUGGAUAAUAAUCAGAUCACCGGGACUAUUCCUUUCGAAUUCGGAAGCUUAUCGAAUCUCACCAUACUAUUCUUGUGGCAAAACAAGCUUGAAGGUGCUAUUCCUGCUUCAAUUUCCAACUGUGGCAAUCUUGAAGCGGUUGAUUUGUCGCAGAACGGGUUGACCGGUCCGAUUCCCGGCGGGAUUUUCCAGCUCCAGAAACUCACCAAGCUGCUACUCCUGUCGAACAAUAUCUCCGGCGAGAUUCCGCCGGAGAUCGGAAACUGCUCGUCGUUGAUUCGGUUCCGGGCGAACGACAACAAGCUAACCGGAGCAAUCCCGCAGCAGAUUGGGAGCUUGAAGAGCUUGAAUUUCCUUGAUCUCGGAUCGAAUCGGCUCAACGGGAACAUACCGGAGGGGAUCUCCGGCUGCCGGAAUCUGACGUUUCUCGACUUGCAUUCGAAUUCGAUCACCGGAAACUUGCCUGCGGGUUUCAAUCUGCUUGUGUCUCUCCAGUUCGUCGAUUUCUCGGAUAAUAUGAUCGAAGGGGUAUUGAGUCCUGGUCUCGGUUCGCUGACGUCACUCACAAAGUUUAGCUUGGGGAAGAACCGGUUCACCGGUUCGAUUCCGAGUCAGAUCGGUUCGUGUGGGAAGUUGCAAUUACUGGACCUUGGCGGGAACGAGCUGACCGGUGUGAUUCCGGCGAGUUUGGGAAAGAUUCCGGCGCUGGAAAUCUCUCUGAACCUGAGCUGGAACCAACUCUCCGGCGAGUUACCGAAGGAGUUCGCCGAUUUGGACAAGCUCGGGAUUCUCGACCUCUCCCACAACCAGCUCUCCGGCGACCUCCAAUUUCUCGCGGACAUGCAAAAUCUCGUCGUCCUCAACGUCUCGCACAACAACUUCACCGGGCGCGUCCCGGACACGCCCUUCUUCGCGAAGCUCCCGCUCAGCGUCAUGUCCGGCAACCCCGCCCUCUGCCUCACCGGCAGCCAGUGCGCCGCCGCGAACCCGACCUGGUCCCGCCGCCGCAACGCCGCCGCGCGCGUGGCGAUGGUCGUCCUUCUCUGCACCGCAUGCACGCUCCUCUUAGCCGCGCUGUACAUCAUCCUCGCCUCCCGAAAGCGCGCGCAGCCAGGGUUCUUCGGCGGUGCCCACGAGCCCGACCCGGAAGACGACUCCGAAGAAGUCGACGUGGGCCCACCUUGGGAGGUGACGCUCUACCAGAAACUCGACCUCUCUAUCGUCGACGUGGCGAAAUCCCUGACUCCCGCCAACGUCAUAGGCCGGGGUCGAUCCGGCGUCGUCUACCACGUGUCCAUCCCCUCGGGACUCUCGCUCGCCGUGAAAAGAUUCCGCACCGGCGAGAAACACUCCGCUUCCGCGUUUUCCUCCGAGAUUGCCACGCUGGCGAGAAUACGUCACCGUAACAUCGUGAGGUUACUUGGGUGGGGGGCCAACAGGAGAACGAAGUUACUGUUUUACGAUUACCUACCCCAAGGUAACUUGGGGUCGUUGCUCCACGAGGGGUGCGCAGGCUUAGUAGAGUGGGACACGCGGUUCAAGAUAGCACUGGGCGUGGCGGAGGGGUUGGCGUAUUUGCACCACGAUUGCCAGCCGGCUAUUUUGCACCGGGACGUGAAGGCCCAGAAUAUUUUACUUGGGGAUCAAUACGAGGCCGUUUUGGCCGACUUUGGGUUGGCUAGGUUGGUUGAGGACGAUCAAAACGGACCGUUUUCAGCUAACCCUCAGUUUGCUGGUUCUUACGGCUACAUUGCGCCUGAAUAUGCCUGUAUGCUGAAAAUUACUGCAAAAAGCGAUGUCUAUAGCUAUGGAGUAGUCCUUUUGGAGAUCAUAACUGGGAAAAGGCCGGUAGACCCAUCGUUCACUGACGGCCAGCAUGUGAUUCAGUGGGUGCGAGAUCACUUGAAGAGCAAGAAGGACCCGGUAGAGAUUCUUGAUCAGAAGCUUCAAGGCUACCCGGAUACGCAGAUACAAGAAAUGCUUCAAGCACUUGGAAUUUCGCUCCUUUGUACUAGCAACAGGGCGGAAGAUCGUCCCACGAUGAAGGAUGUGGCUGCAUUGUUGAGAGAAAUUCGACAUGAUCAGCCUGCGACAGGAAGCGAGGCGCACAAGCCUGCUAGCACCGCGUUGAAGAACUCAUCGUCUUCUGUGACUCCAGCUCAACUGCUGAUGAUGCAAGGGUCUUCUCAUUGCUCACUUGCCUACUCUUCUUCAGCUGGUUAUCUAUCAGGAACACAAUAACAAUGCCAGGCAUGCUGUUGGAGAAUAUAGUAUUUGUUAGGAUUAAUUAGGCUUGAUAUUAUUUGUAGGAUUAGCUAGGGCAAUAUAAUUGGCAUUGCCAAAGAGAGUUGGGAGCUUCAUAACAAGUUGAGAGCAUAUUUGAGUGUACAGCAUCUUGACAUUAUUGUACUACUAGUUAGUAGUGGAUGAAGAGCAAUUUCACUUUUUC
This is a messenger RNA of Fragaria vesca subsp. vesca, 3657 nucleotides long. Its product is annotated as probable LRR receptor-like serine/threonine-protein kinase At4g26540-like. Gene Ontology annotation, cellular component: plasma membrane. NCBI's taxonomy places the organism in Eukaryota, Viridiplantae, Streptophyta, Magnoliopsida, Rosales, Rosaceae. The record is from RefSeq and is a predicted model, not a curated record. The coding region runs from base 111 to 3449 and encodes 1112 amino acids. Gene Ontology annotation, biological process: protein phosphorylation; hormone-mediated signaling pathway. Gene Ontology annotation, molecular function: protein binding; ATP binding; protein kinase activity. The transcript has 2 exons.